CCAUCCUCCCCACUCCAGUCCCAACCUCGACCGCCAAGUGAAGCAAGGAGCCGAGAAACCAGCGGUAGCAAGUAGUUGCAAACGCACGCGUCGAUCGACCCAUGGCGCCUAAGAGCUCCACGUCGCCGGUAGGGGGCAGCAGCAGCGGUGGCUGUGGCGAGCGCGCGGCGGCGGAGCAGCCGAGGCUGCGCGGCGUGCGGAAGCGGCCGUGGGGCCGGUACGCGGCGGAGAUCAGGGACCCAGUGCGGAAGGCGCGCGUGUGGCUCGGCACCUUCGACACGCCCGAGCAGGCCGCGCGGGCCUACGAUGCCGCCGCGCGCAAGCUCCGUGGGCCCGGCGCCACCACCAACUACCCCGCCUCGGCGCCGCCGGUGCCCGAGGUGGCGGCUCCGGCCUUGAGAGCGAGCGGCAUCACCGUGGUGUCGGAGUCUUCGUCGUCCUCCUCCCGGGACGACCCGUUGGCGGUGACGGUAGCGGUCGCGGCGCCCCCGUCGCUGGACCUGAAGCUGGGGCUGCUGGCCAUGGUGGCCGCGCAGCCGUACAUGUUCUUGGACCCGACGACGGUGGCCUUGGCGCCGGCGCUGGUGCAAUACUUGCUGCCGAAGAGCGAGGAAGAGCGGAGCGACUUGGGUUCGUCGUCGUCGUCGUCGGUGGUGGACGCAGCGCCGGCGGUGGGACUGGGGCUCGACCUCAACCUGCCUCCGCCGACCGAGAUGGCGAUGUAGCGACGGGUCUGGCCAAGCCGCCGCCCAAUAGAUCAACGAAUUGGUUGAUCAGUUGUUAGCUCAUCAGGUGUCAUCAGCCAGCCCCGUGUUACAUGUAAAUAGGCAGAUGUCAGUUCCUGUUUGUGAAGCUAGCUAGGUCUCCCUUUUUUCUUCUUUGCACUGUGGCUGAUUUGCAACUUAAUCGCAAUGCAAGAACGAGGCAAAACAUCAGCCCCAGAUUCUCUCUCA
Phragmites australis (common reed) is the source of this 953-nucleotide messenger RNA. RefSeq names its product ethylene-responsive transcription factor 11-like. Bases 102 to 725 code for a protein of 207 amino acids. The record is from RefSeq and is a predicted model, not a curated record. Gene Ontology annotation, biological process: regulation of DNA-templated transcription. Lineage: Eukaryota; Viridiplantae; Streptophyta; Magnoliopsida; Poales; Poaceae. The transcript has a single exon. Gene Ontology annotation, molecular function: DNA binding; DNA-binding transcription factor activity.